AUGACCAUUUAUUCCUCCUGCAAGCCAUGGCUUGCCAAAUGCUCAACGAUGCCCCCAAAAUACAUACAAGCAUCCAUCAUUAUAUCAAUUGGUGGUAUUCUAUUUGGCCUUGAUACGGGGACUAUUGGUCCCCUAACAGUGAUGCCUCAAUUCGACGAAACUUUCGGCAAACUCUCAUCAACAGUUCAUGGCCUCCUUGUCUCCACAAUCCUCAUACCCGCAGCUCUCUCCUCAAUAUUCACUGGUCAUUUGGCCAAUACUCUUGGUCGCUUAUCAGCUACUGCAAUCGGCUCCUUCAUCUUUGGUAUUGGUGCUGCUAUUGAAUGUAGUUCUUUCCACCUUCCUCAGAUUUUCAUCGGGCGCGCUGUUAAGGGUGUUGGCGAGGGCUUUUUCCUAAGCACAUUAGUCGUCUACAUUACCGAGAUAUCACCACCUUCCCAGAGAGGUACUUUGGCUAGUCUUCCUCAGCUCGUCACCACUAUGGGGGUUCUGGUAGGAUAUUUUAUGUGCUAUGGUUCUGUUGGAAUAGAAUCAAGUUUGAGUUGGAGAUUACCAUUUGCGGUACAAGCGAUUAUCGCAUUCUUGUUCACGGCCAGCACUAUGCUGUUUCUACCGCAAAGUCCAAGAUGGUUAGCGGCAAGAGGAAAAUUUGAGGAAGCGGAGAGGGUAUGGUCAGAUUUGAACCUCCCAGAAAAAGAGAGAGAAAAGGUGGACGAUGAUGUAGAUGAUAAUGAAAAGGCGGACCAAGAAGUAAAAGCGAAAGAUAUGCUUGCGAUUUUUGCACCAGAUGCUUGGAAGAGGACAGUUCUUGGGCUAUUCUUGAUGGGAAUCCAGCAGGCGGCUGGUAUUGAUGGUGUCUUAUAUUACGCACCCCUCCUCUUCCAAUCCGCCGGCUUAACUUCCUCAACGGCUUCUUUUCUCGCUUCGGGUAUUUCCGCUCUCCUAAUCUUCCUUACAACUAUCCCAACCUUUAUCCUCGCCGAUAAAUGGGGUCGCAGAACUAGCACCAUCGUCGGUGGUGCUGGUCAAUUCAUUGUUAUGUUUAUCAUCGCCUCUCUCUAUGCUUCCGAUUCAGUACAUUCCUCCUAUGGCGCCGGUCGCUGGGUCGUUAUCAUCUGCAUCUACCUCUUCGCCAUUAUAUUUUCCGCCACAUGGGCCGUAACCUUUAGAGUAUACGUAGCCGAGAUUCAAAGUGCAAAAACCAGAGCCGGAGCAACGAGUUUGGGAUUGAGUGCUAAUUGGGUGGUGAAUUGGAUAAUAGCAUUUACGACGCCUAUCUUUCUGUCAAAGAGCACGAGUGGAUGUUAUUGGUUGUGGGGAAGUGCUGCUUUGGUAACAGUCGUUGUGGCAGUGUUUUGGAUGCCGGAGACGAGGGGGAAGAGUUUGGAGGAAAUUGAUGCUAGUUUUAGGAAAGGAAAUAGGAAGGGUGCAGUCACGAGUGGUGGAGUGGUGGAAUUGGGGCCCGUGGAGUAUCUGGGAACACAAGAUGAGGGGAGAUUCGAAAAGGAUGGCAAGCAUGGUAUGAAAGUUACUUCAAGGGUUGUGGUAGAUACUCCAGCUUCGAGUUCUACUGUAUCGCUAUCGUGA
This is a messenger RNA of Botrytis deweyae, 1587 nucleotides long. RefSeq lists its product as uncharacterized. NCBI's taxonomy places the organism in Eukaryota, Fungi, Ascomycota, Leotiomycetes, Helotiales, Sclerotiniaceae. Gene Ontology annotation, molecular function: carbohydrate:proton symporter activity. Gene Ontology annotation, cellular component: membrane. Gene Ontology annotation, biological process: carbohydrate transport; transmembrane transport. The record is from RefSeq and is a predicted model, not a curated record. The transcript is spliced from 3 exons. The coding region runs from base 1 to 1587 and encodes 528 amino acids.